UGAUGUUUUAAAAAAUCAAUAUGAAGGCCACAACGUGCGGGAGUUCGUGAAAGUUUACCAAGCGUUAUUAGUCAAUGAUGUCGGGGCGUUGUGCACUCGAAUUGAUAGCCAAUAAUACGCCAGGACUGCCACCGCGGCAGUGACAUGAUGGCCAACUGAACGGAAGGAGCGCGCGAGACCAGAAAAAAGCGAGCCAAAAGCACUAAGCAGUCAUCAAGUGAUGGCCUCCUCGACAUCCUCUGCGCGUGUGAACAACAAACCAGCAGCCAACACCACCGCACCCGUUUCCACCUCCUCGUCAGCUCCCGUUUCCGGUUGCGCCUCCACGGUUGCUCCUGCUUCCGCGCCACCAGCUGUCACCCUUAGCGACCUGAUUGGCCAGCAGCUUAAACACCUAAAUGCCGAUGAGCUGCUACACAAAGAUGAGCUGCAGCUACUCCUGCUCCUAACGCCUGUGCAGCGACAGAAAUUGAGCAGAGAUUUGGAGGAUGCCGAACUGGGGGCCAGCACUUCAGCAGCGCCGCUUUCACGUCCCGAAAACGGAGAGGAGGAUGACGAUCUGGCUGGGGCUGUAGGUGGGCUGGGUGUUUCGUCCCCAACCAUGACCAAGGAGCCGCUACUGGAUUUUAGACCACACGUACUCAAAUGGUUUCAACAUCUACGGCACCAAACGGGCCACUUCAAAUCGGAGGAGGAGUCACGUCGCCUGCGAGAGGCUGGCAACGAUUCGUACCGAAAGGAGCGGCAUCCGCUCAAAGCCAGCGAUCUCUUCACGGAGGCCAUAUUUCUUGCUCCGGCCAGGAACACGCUGGCAGCUGCCCUGGCCCAUGCCAACCGCUCCCUGGUGCUCUUUGAUUGCGGCCUUUAUGCGGAAUCCUACGACGACUGCCUGUGCGCCCUGGAUCUGGGCUAUCCGGAGGAGUAUUUGCCAUUGAUUAAGCUGCGUCAAGCCGCCUGUGCCUUAAAACUGCGUAACUUUGCGCUCUGCGAGGAGCAUCUCCACGAGCUCUUGCACAUUGAACUGAACCAGGUGUUCGAAGCGAGGACCCAUGAGCUCUGGCACCAGUGCGAGGUGCUCAAGGUGGAGCGCUUCGAGAUGGCCGUACAAACGGGCGAUGAUUUGGAUACCAACGAUUCGAAAGCUUUUGAAAUAGCCUGGUUGGACAACUCGUCGUCGCUGCACACUACUCGGGCAGUGGCCAAAAACGCGCUCAUCUUUGAAUCCGAGGCAGUGGCCAUGGUUCCCAGUGGCAAUUGCCGGGUGUGCGACUAUUGCGGGAUCACCCAGUUUAUUCCCUUUCCCUGCAUUUACUGUUCCAACCGACUGGUGGUCUAUUGUUCCCGUCAGUGCCGCUUCAAGCACGCUGCGAUCCAUGCGGUGGAGUGCUUCGGCCACCAGAUCGAGUUGUUCGAGUCCUUUGGCGAGGUCUUCGGGGUACCGCGACUCCUACAGCUGGCCCUCCGGAUGCUGAUCACAGGUCUGCCAGAGAUGCUAGGCCAUUGCCGAAAGAAGCCAACUUUGAGCAAGCUGUGGUCGGCUAUCAAUGGAGGACUCCAGGAGCGACAGGACAUCGCCUACAGUGCCGUGCUGAGGCUGGAGCGAUUGAGGGAGGAACGACCCUCGGACACGGUUAUCGCGUUAGCCCUAUCAGCUCACAUUAUGUCCAUUUACCUGAGCAAGUGUACUACUUUCUUCGAGCAGCUGGAGAAGAGCCUGCCAACGGCGUCUAGAAUGUCGAAUGCCGAAUGGGAACUAUUGUGUGCCGCCCUGCUAAUGCGACACAUAGGCCAAUUGCGCCAUAGAUCGCUCACCGCUUGCCGUUCUUUUGUCCUGCCCGCUGAUCCGCACGUCUUCUCGCCACUCAACGAAUUCCAAUUGUGGGCCGCACCCAUGCGUCUCCAAGAGGGCCACCUUCAUCUGCUGACUGGCGAGGUGGCAGUAGUCUCGUACUCUGUCUACCCGGAAACCCUCAGUUUGUGUCGUCACAGUUGUUCCUCCACGAUCUGCGCGAAGUUCUCCGGGCGUAAGAUGACGGCGUUGGCACUUUUAGACCUGCCGGCGGGCUCCGGCAUCUAUAACUGCUUCGCCGGAGGCAACUUUCAGCAACUACCGCGGGAGGAGCGUAGCAAACAGCUCCAGGAGCGUGGCAUCAGGUGCCACUGCAACUCCUGCCAGAUAUCACACUCGGAAGAUCAGUUCCACAAGUUUCAUCGCUACCGUUGUGAUAAUCCAAAGUGCGCAGAAAUCUUCACACCCAAAGCCCUGCCGCAUGCCCCAAAUCUGCGCUGGUGGCUAUCCGAAGAGUACACCCAGCCGGAGUUCAAUGGCGCCGAGCUAAUCGUGUGUCCCCAUUGUGAGGAGUCUCAGAAACUGGAAUGGUUCUGGGCAUUCACCACGUCGCUGAUCGACUGUGAGUUAAUCGAGGAACGCUGCAAGCUGUACGCGGCUAUUGAACGCGCUGAGAACCAACUGAUGGAUAUGCAUGAGUGCAAAGUGGCUCUGGCCAGGCUUCUCCUAGAGCAGUGCCUCAUGGUACAUCGUGAGGGGGCCACAGUUCUGGACGACUGGGAGUUCAACAAACUGGGGUCCAUCCUGCGUGCUGUACUGCCCAGCGUGAUGGCACAGUACGGAGGACAGUCGAUUGAAUAUGUUAAGUACUUUUCCUACUUCUGGGAUGUAAUGGCGCUGAGCAACUACAAGUGCAACGAUAGAGAGCUAAUGCAAAUGUUAAACGCUUUGGAGUUCAUUGCCGAUGAGUUCAAGGAUAUAUUCAUCAACUACUACGAAGAUUAUAUUGCGCCCAAAUUUGCUGAAGAGUCCUAUGGCAGUGUCGUAGAUACGCAAGUUUAGUAAAGAAAUCGAAACAAUGAAACGAGAAAAGUUAAAUAAACUUAGAUAUAUUUUACUCUGUAGCGAAAUGAAAAGAAAAGACCCACAAAAAAGUCUAGGAAAAUUCUGUUGUUGACCCAUACAAAACGAAAACCGUAAAAAUGCAUAUAUACUUUGUGCUAUUAUUAAAAAAAAUGGUGCUGAGAUAUUAAAUUGUACGAAACGAAUGUUACAUUCAUUUAGGUAAUUAAGUCAAAGCAAAUAGCGUGCGAGAGAAAUCAAAACGAUCAUAUUAGUAGAGAGUCAUAUCAUGCACACAUUAUGUUCAUAUCACACCUAGGAAAUUUUUAAUUAACUGAUUGAUUAUAUAGCAAAUGACUUUUUCAUUUUGCAUUGCGAGCAAUAUUUAUGAAUUAACAAAGCUACAAGUGCAACCCACUGGCACUGGUCCACUAUAUUAUAAUCCUUAUUUAAAAUCUCUUAAAUUUAGUGAAUAAUUUGAAACAUAAAUACUCGAUAAUCUAUACAGUGGGCCGUGCCAGAAUGGGAAACUUAAUCGGUAGAUAGGCCGAAGCUAAUCUAAGUCUAAGCAUUAAUUUAGCUUCUGAGAAGCUUCUACCUACUUAAGUGUAGUCACUGAUCUCGAUUGUUUGCCAGAAACACGACAAAUUGUUUUAUCCACACCAAAAACACCAAACCCUUACUCAAUCACUUACAUAUGUAUUUGCUUGCCAUCGGGCAGCCUGACUGUAAGCUUUUAAUGCUUAAAAAUCAGAUAGGAAUCAAACGCAAUCACUGCAGAAACAAAAUAACAACAACAAAUGAACAAUUUAAAUUAAUUAAUAUUCGAAUUAUAUGAACGAACAAGUGUUUUUCAAACCUCGCCUUAAUUUUUUAAAGUGUUUUGAAAUACGGUAAAGAUAAAAGAUAACGAGGACAUUCAACCAUAACAAAUCGAAAACGAAGACAACACGCACUGAUAAAGCAUAGGCCAGGCAAAAUUCACACCGACACGCCCACACACACGGACACUCAAUCAGACACGCAAAUCUAUAUAAAUAAAUAAAUACAAAUUACAAACAAGAUACUCAAACAACUUCUAGCAGCUAUAAACAAAUGCAAUAAAUUCUUUUUAAC
This is a messenger RNA of Drosophila eugracilis, 3967 nucleotides long. RefSeq lists its product as uncharacterized. Lineage: Eukaryota; Metazoa; Arthropoda; Insecta; Diptera; Drosophilidae. The transcript has 6 exons. The record is from RefSeq and is a predicted model, not a curated record. The coding region runs from base 221 to 2851 and encodes 876 amino acids. Gene Ontology annotation, molecular function: protein binding.